CCCGUGGUCUGGAUUGCGGGUGCCGUUAAACAUCGACGGAUAUCGAUCUAAACCAUGGGCAUUUUCGUCAUUCCAACUGAAGCUAUGAAGGUUUAAAGCACCCACGUCUUCUCCACUGCCCGAGAGAAGGGCUCCCCAAGAUCUCGAUUGUUCGUCCAAAGCAGAUAAAAACAAGCACUAUAAUUAAAAUAUAUAAAAGAUAAAAGAGCAACGAAAAGUUCCUCUCGCUCGCUCGCCAUCGAUCUCGACGGAAGCAAGAGGAGAACCCUCGAGCUCUCCGCUGGCAGACGCGAUCUGGGAUCAUGAGCGGCAUAGGGCUUCUUAAAAUCAAACCCUCGGAUCUCAAAUUCCCAUUUGAACUCAAGAAGCCGAUCACUUGCUGCAUGCAACUGACCAACAAGACCGAUCGGUAUGUCGCCUUCAAGGUUAAAACAACCAAUCCGAAGAAGUAUUGCGUGCGCCCCAACAUGGGAAUCAUUUUGCCCCAUAUGACAUGUAGUGUCACAGUCCAGAUGCAAGCUCAAAAUGAAGCACCUCCUGACAACCAAUGCAGGGACAAGUUCCUUAUUCAGAGUGUUGUGGCCGCAGAUGGAGCGGCAACCAAGGACAUAACCCCUGAAAUGUUCAAUAAGGCACCUGAUAAGGUAGUUGACGAGUUUAAGCUGCGGGUUGUUUAUAUUCCUGCUAAUCCUCCCUCACCAGUUCCUGAGGAACCAGAAGAGGGAUGGUCCCCAAGGACAUUAGAUAAAGGAACCCAAACUUCAUCCUCGUUCGACAAUCUAUCAAAUUCUCAUGAAGAACCAUCAAAGGGAAAAUCUCCAGAGGCACUAACCAUGAUUUCCAAGUUAACCAAGGAGAAAAGUGAUGCUAUUCAGCAAAAUCAGGAACUCCGACAAGAGCUGUGUACUGCCAGAAUUCAUUGGUGAGCAAUAGAGCAUGUUGGAAGACAGAAUUGAUGGGUAGUUGCCGCUGAUGGAAAAUGUCAAGACUCCUCAAGAACCAAAUCGACCAAAGUGUAUAAAAAGCAGUAGGGACGAAGACCUUUGCAAAGAAUUUGAAUUGGGAGUGGUAACGAGGAAGACCUUGGAUAGAAGUCAGCUCACAAAAUAUGAGUGAUGAUACUGUUCCAUUAAAGCCAAACUCCUCUUACAUUUCUGCAAUUAAAGAAGAGGUGAUCUAGUGGUUUAAUAUCCUGAUUUCAUCUUUAGAUACUGGAUUACCAAUGCUCCUAGAGUUCAAUGCUAACGAUGGCAGUUUUUCCCAAGCCAACUUCCAAAGAAAACAAAGUGUCCUGUCAUGAUUUUUCACUUUUAAUACUGAAUUUAAAUUAGGCUUAUCAUGACUUACUACUGGGAGCAUGAGAUGGCACCUCCUCCACUUUGAUUCUUCACCUCCUAAUCUCUCCCCAACAUAAAACAUCAUCACCUCAAAUGGAUGUGGGAACCUGCAAAAUUUGAUGGAUCGGUGUGGUGAGAAAGAACUCAGCAAUAAUUUGAGAAUUCAAUUCACCACUAUCAUGGAGUAAUGUACCAACAGUUGUCAAGCGAUUCAACAUUGUUAGCAAAUAGACAUUUGUCACAAAGGAGUGGAGGAGAACCAGGGCUGGGUGGCUGUGUUAAUAGCUGUACCUUAACCAACAACCCAUAUAAAAUGAUCUUGAAGAAGCCUUCUCAUUUCUUCAAUAGGAUUCCAUAAAAGUGAGCUACUUGAAGGUAGAACAUAGGAGUGCCACUCUCCAUUAAAGCUGCAUCUGAGAAUCAAGACUCUGAAGGUGGCUUUCCAAGAUUGUGGCAUGUUUCUGGUUCUCAUAAAGUGCUUAACGCAUUGCUGAUGUCCUGUUUGACUAUGCCUCAAUAAGCUUUGUAAAAACCAAGGGGAGAACCAUCAGGGCUGGUAAUCUAUCAGAUGCCAUGGUUCAGAGAGCUGCUUCAACCUCAUCUUUUCCAACCUCAUGACAGCAGUGGUAUUGAUCCGCAAUUGAUAGAACAUUUGGCACAGGAGAAUCCAGUGGGAUGCAAUUAACUUAUUAAACCUGCCCGCUAGUGUAAAAGUUACAACUCAUCCUUAGUAUUCUGAUCUUCAUCAAUGGUUUCUCCUGAGGCUCUGAUGAUGGCACAAAUUCUGUUACUUUGCUGCUUGAUUCCGGUGGUUUUGUUAAAAAA
Elaeis guineensis (African oil palm) is the source of this 2162-nucleotide messenger RNA. NCBI's taxonomy places the organism in Eukaryota, Viridiplantae, Streptophyta, Magnoliopsida, Arecales, Arecaceae. The record is from RefSeq and is a predicted model, not a curated record.